This is a messenger RNA of Ochotona curzoniae (black-lipped pika), 930 nucleotides long. RefSeq names its product beta-1,3-galactosyltransferase 5 (gene B3GALT5). Gene Ontology annotation, cellular component: membrane. The transcript has a single exon. The coding region runs from base 1 to 930 and encodes 309 amino acids. Gene Ontology annotation, molecular function: N-acetyl-beta-D-glucosaminide beta-(1,3)-galactosyltransferase activity. The record is from RefSeq and is a predicted model, not a curated record. Lineage: Eukaryota; Metazoa; Chordata; Mammalia; Lagomorpha; Ochotonidae.
AUGGCUUUCCUGAAGAUGAGGGUGCUGUACGCCUGCCUGCUGCUCGUGGGUGCACUCUGCAUCUACUUCAGCAUGGACUCCCUGAUUGCUUUCAAGGAAAUAUCAUAUGUAUACAAGAAGGAUGAGGGGCGGUUCCUCCAGCUUCCAGAUGUCGACUGUAGACAGAAGCCGCCCUUCCUCGUCCUGCUGGUGACUUCAUCCCACCAUCAGGUGGCGGCCCGCAUGGCCAUCCGGAAGACAUGGGGCAAGGAGAGGACAGUGAGGGGACAGCAGGUGCAGGCAUUCUUCCUCCUAGGGGUCACAGCCAAUAAGGCAGAGACGGCCACUGUGGCCCAGGAGAGCCAGCAGUACCGGGACAUCAUCCAGAAGGACUUUGAGGAUGUCUAUUUUAACUUGACUCUGAAGACCUUGAUGGGCCUGGAGUGGGUCCACCACUUCUGUCCCCAGGCAGCUUAUGUGAUGAAGACCGACUCGGACAUGUUCAUCAACGUGCACUACCUGACCGAGCUCCUGCUCCGGAGGAACCGGACCACGCGCUUCUUCACGGGCUACUUGAAAAUGAACGAGUUUCCCAUCAGGAAGAAGUUCAACAAGUGGUUUGUGAGCAAGCUUGAGUACCCAUGGGACAAAUACCCGCCCUUCUGCUCUGGCACCGCCUACGUGUUCUCAGCUGAUGUGGCCAGUCAGGUGUACAAUGUCUCUGAGCUCGUGCCCUUCAUCAAGCUGGAGGAUGUGUUUGUGGGGCUCUGUCUGGCCAAGCUUGGAAUCCGGCCUGAAGAGCUGCACUCAGAGCAGACCUUCUUCCCCGGGGGGUUGCGCUUUUCCACCUGCCGCUUCCGGAAGAUCGUGGCCUGCCACUUUAUCAAACCUGCUGACCUGCUCAUCUUCUGGCAAGCCCUGGAGAGCUCCCGGGAAGAAGACUGCUCAUAG